Penicillium daleae is the source of this 2496-nucleotide messenger RNA. RefSeq lists its product as uncharacterized. The record is from RefSeq and is a predicted model, not a curated record. The transcript has 3 exons. Gene Ontology annotation, biological process: DNA-templated transcription; regulation of DNA-templated transcription. Gene Ontology annotation, molecular function: DNA-binding transcription factor activity, RNA polymerase II-specific; DNA binding; zinc ion binding. Bases 1 to 2496 code for a protein of 831 amino acids. Lineage: Eukaryota; Fungi; Ascomycota; Eurotiomycetes; Eurotiales; Aspergillaceae.
AUGCAAACGACUCGCUCCCUCCCACAAUCAACACUGUGUUACAACGGAGGCGAAGGAUUGGCUCACCAAGCCAACGCAAUCCCAGAUCCUGACGGAGGAACACAGCGGUGGCGAGUGCGCGCAAGCAAGGCCUGUGAUCGCUGCCAUGUUUCCCGCGUAAAGUGUGACACUGGCCAGCCCUGUGGCCGAUGCGCGAAUGCGUCCACAUUCUGCACCUAUAACCGGGCCAGCCGCCGUCGCGGUCGCCUCCCAAGGAAGAGCUUGUUCUCAGCUGACAUGCUAUCCCCAAGGCCAAACAUAUUGACCAACAACAGCUUUCUCGACCGGACUGUGAGCGGUGCAGAGGUAUUGCAGGGGGACCUAGAUCUGCUCCCUCCGGAUGUUGCCCACCUUGGCCAUGCGCACAAUGUUGACUCGGAUCAAGCUCAACCCGAAGCGGACAUCAGCAACGAAGACCAGGGGAACGGCAUGCCCAUCUCCUGGGAGCCGAGCUUGCCAACGACACAACAGCCGCUAGUGGAUGUUUGGAAUGGAAGUCGGAUUAUCGUCGACAGCCAACUCGACCAGCCUGGUAACCCUCGCCUGCCCCACGCCAUCCCCGAGGAACCCCCAGACCAUGAUGACCUCGCUCACCGGCCGCCUCCACAGUUGUCUAUUCUCUCACCGGGUGCGCGCCCAGGUGAACAGAGGCACUGUGCGGAACGACCACCAUCGAGCUUGCCCAUCAAGCGGAGAUACGCCGUAUUGGAACCGCUGUACCCUUACCUCGACCAAGAUAUCUCGUCUGAGUUAGCUUGUGAUCUCCUGGACUCUUAUUUUGCCGAUAAAUCUGAAGGGCUAUGCAUUCCAGCCUCCCCUCUACUGUUGUGCCAUAUCUUUCGGCGUUCCUCCUUCACAUCUCCCACCCAAGGGAGACCAAGUUCCCUCGCGCUGUUAUCAAGUAUGCUUCUGGUCGCGGCUGCCACGACAGAAUCGCCCUUCUUCGGCGCUUCUCCUACUGCUCGUGCCCGACUCUUGCGCAGUCUUUUUAAACUGACACUCCACUUCCUGCACGACCCUCGACACCUGGUUUCCCGAACUACAGAGGGUUAUUCCGAUCACAUGGCAACCAAAAAUACUGACUCGGGCGAUCGGUAUGAACCUCAUUCAUCUGUUGCCAUGUCAAGCGGCAGACACCGCUUUGUAGAUGAGGUCGUCACCUAUAUGCAUCUUGCACUAGUCUCCAUGACGACAGAGGUCGGUUCUUUUGCGACGAGGUGGUGGUACACUGCCUUUCAGUUGGCCAAGGAAUACAGACUAAACGCAGAUGUCAUGGGCCAUGGACCAUCGCAGCGGGUGCAGGAGCGGCCGUCGCCCAACGGGGAACCGUCCUCAGUCCCAUCGACAGGAAGCAUCGUUUAUGCCGACUCCCCGUUCAAAUCUCCCGACCCUAAUGAUACCGAAGAGUCUUCUAUUGGGGUGAGAGAUAACAAGGUCAUUGAUGGGUCCGAUUAUCGCUUUGUCUUUGCAACCAGGGAAGAGUUGGAGGAAAGUCGCCGAGUUUGGUGGAGCCUGUAUAUAUGGGACAAACAGCUGGCGUUGUCUCACAACGUCCCAGUAUCCAUCACCAACCUCGAAUGCCAGGAGGUGUCGAUGCCAAUAUGCGAGUUGGCCUGGCAAGGCGUUCCGACGACCGACCAUAGUAACGAGCCGCAGUUUGGUGGUCGCCCGCCGUCGUCACUGGAUUCAAACACCCCUUCUGAUAUUUUCGGCUUCUUCGUGCCGUUUAGUCUUGCACUCGAGACGUUACUUGAUCACCGUCAAUCCCUCAUGCGACGGAGGCUUGCAGGGAGGACGGGUUACCAGCCAUUGAACUCGGACAUUACUGCAGGUGACGACUUUCGUGUGCAACUUGAACGUCUCGCGCAGGGUUUCGACACUCCACCAAGCGGGAACGCUCAAAACAAUUCCGAUGGGGGAUUCUCGUUCACUGCUUGCUCCUAUAAGACCGAGAUCUUUCCAGCGUACGCGCGGCUCUUGGUCCGCAUCUUAUUUUUGCUGAAUUCAGCGACAUGGGAUAUGACUGACGCAGUCGAAGGAGUCGACAGGGAUGCUCUUUUGAACACGGCCACUCACCGGAAUAUCUCAAUGUCUGUCGUGCAAGCGUCAGAGGCACUUCGCGACGUCUUUUUACUAGAGUCUGAGUUCAGCUUCAGCCCUCUAUAUUGUGACGUGUUUCUAUUUCUGGGCUCCGCGAUUGCAUACAUGACCUUGUCACCCUCCAGCCAAGACCUUGACUCCAGCCUCGGCGCCGCUGGAGAGACGUUUGUCCGCGCAUUAGAGUCUGUCAUCUCCGUCACCCCUGCGGAACAUCAGCGUAAAAUGCGUCGACUGCUGCAUAUUGCGUUGGCCCGGGUCAAGUGGGGAAAGGUGCCUAGCUCGGCCGACGUGACGCUUUGCCAGCAUAUCACUCGGACGUAUCGAUGGUCAAUCGGAGGGACCGGAUUGAGAACAUGA